Messenger RNA from Angiostrongylus costaricensis, 1431 nucleotides. NCBI's taxonomy places the organism in Eukaryota, Metazoa, Nematoda, Chromadorea, Rhabditida, Metastrongylidae. The record is from the annotation of a GenBank genome assembly.
AUGAAUCGUACGUUUUCUAUGCGAAAGAAGCUGAAGAAAUCUGAGAUAUCAACGCCAUCCAAUUUCGAGCAUCGAAUACAUGCUGGCUAUGAUGCUAGGACUGGAACGUACACAGGAUUACCAAAGCAAUGGCAAGCGUUGUUGGGUCCGCCACGGUCGUUGAACGGACGUCCGAGACCAAUUGUUGAUCCGUCGUGUAUUACUCCUGUUGAUAUAGCGGAAUUAAAAACUGUUAUUAGAGGGGCGGGUUCAAGAAGUACAGGCUUCUUUUCCAGCAUGAAUACUUCGUUUCAUUGUGUUACGGUAGCUAGGAGUAACAGUCUUCGCACGACGACAACUGCGUUACGACCACCUUCAGUGAAAUCACCGGUGAAAGUUCAUGGUUACCCUUUCAAUGAUCCAAACUAUGCUCCGCUUCCUUUGAAACUACCCACCGUUACAACAUUUGGCUCUUCUCCUCAUUCCAUUACUUCAGAUACUCAGAUUUCGCCUAAUUCAACAGUAACUUCAUCCAUAACAUCUCCUGAGAAGGCUUCAAACGAAGGUGUCGGUUAUGAUGAGUUUCGGGUCGCGUUAUCGUGUGUCGUUGAUCGAAGGGAUCCACAGACAGAUCUCACUAACUUCACAAUAGUCGGCGAAGGUUCAACUGGUAUCGUUUUUGCGGCUUAUAAGAAGUCGACUAGACAAACAGUUGCCGUGAAACGAAUGAAUCUACGAAAACAGCAGCGUCGAGAACUCCUGUUUAACGAAGUAUCGAUAAUGCGUGACUAUCAACAUGCAAAUAUUGUGCGCAUGUUCUCAUCUCAUCUUGUUGGUGAUGAAUUGUGGGUAGUCAUGGAGUAUAUGGAAGGUGGAUCCCUAACUGAUAUUGUUACACAAACAAGGAUGACUGAAGCGCAAAUCGCCACUGUCUCACAACAGGUAUUGAAAGGUCUGGAGUUUCUUCAUGCGCGACAAGUUAUUCAUAGGGAUAUUAAAAGUGAUUCUAUAUUGUUGAGACGUGAUGGGACAGUCAAGAUCUCUGACUUCGGCUUUUGCGGUCAUUUAUCGGACGAAUUUCCACGAAGACGUUCUUUAGUGGGUACACCGUACUGGACUGCUGCUGAGGUGAUUGCUCGACAACCGUAUGGUACUGCUGCUGAUAUCUGGUCAUUUGGUAUCAUGCUCAUUGAAAUGGUGGAAGGGGAACCACCACUCUUUAACGAAGAACUGUUUCAGGCAAUGAAAAUGAUUCGUGAUAACCCGCCGCCAAAGUUUAAUCCAACAGCCAAUGUAUCUCCUGAACUUGCACACAUGCUAAGUCGAUGUGUAGUGAAAGAUCCGACCCAGCGUGCUACAGCAAUCGAACUGCUCCGACAUCCAUUGUUACGCACUGUGCAGCAUCACAGCUGCAUUGCUCAUCUAAUUAAGAAUAAUCGAGACGGCAAAUAG